Dichotomopilus funicola is the source of this 441-nucleotide messenger RNA. RefSeq lists its product as uncharacterized. Bases 1 to 441 code for a protein of 146 amino acids. The transcript is spliced from 2 exons. NCBI's taxonomy places the organism in Eukaryota, Fungi, Ascomycota, Sordariomycetes, Sordariales, Chaetomiaceae. The record is from RefSeq and is a predicted model, not a curated record.
AUGACGACCCCACAAAGACUCCAGACGGUCCGUCGUGUGCAAAUGGCCAUGGCAGUGGCCUACGGCGGCCUUGGCGCAUGGUGCCUCCUCCACCCAGCCUCGGUCAUCGCCCUCGGCUUCACCCCGCCCUACGUCGCCCUAGCAGCCAACAACCCCACCACUGAUCUCUUCGCGAGGUGUUUCGGCGCCCAGGCGAUGACGUGCGGCCUGGUGUUGGGCACGUCGCAGAUGACGGCAUUUAGUUUUACUGCGUUUGGGCUGGCUAUGGUGCCGUACCUGGCGUGGAAUUUCUGGUUUAGUGGUGUUGGGCCGAAGGCGGGGAUGGUUAGUGGGUUGAUGGUGGUGGACUUUUUUGGGAAUUUGGGCUUUUUGGGGGGCUCGUUGUGGUGUGCGAGGGUUUUGAGGGAGGUGGAGGAGGACGAGGAUGGGAAGCGGAAGUGA